Serinus canaria (Common canary) is the source of this 3679-nucleotide messenger RNA. Its product is annotated as tetraspanin-15-like. NCBI's taxonomy places the organism in Eukaryota, Metazoa, Chordata, Aves, Passeriformes, Fringillidae. The transcript is spliced from 10 exons. The coding region runs from base 452 to 1792 and encodes 446 amino acids. Gene Ontology annotation, cellular component: membrane. The record is from RefSeq and is a predicted model, not a curated record.
AAACGGGUUGGUCCAGGACUCGUUCAGGGAGGCGUUGAGGGGCUCCAGCUCCAGCUCGGCCGCCAGCGGCGGGGACUCAUCCAUGGCCACGGGAGAUCGGGGUGAGGGACCUCCUGCUCAGCAAAAUUGGGCCCGGGUUCGUAUCCAGGGAUUUGAACUCCCCUGCUGCCAGAUCCAUCCCGGCCCUGCUGCUCCAGCCGGGAAUUCUGCCAGGAAUGCUGCCGGGAAUUCUGCCAGGAGCGCCCCCCGCUUUCCCCUCGGGAAUUCUGCUCCCCCCCGGGAUGCGCCGCCGCUUUUCCUCCCGGGGAAGCCGCUCCGGUGUGGCCGGGGGUGAUCCCAAAUCCCGGAUUUUUGGGCAGAGGAGCCGCUCCCAGGAAUCGCGGCCGGGAAGGAGCCGGGAAGAGCCGGGGGUUCCAAUUCCCGCAGGAAUCGCAGCCGGGAAGAGCCGGGCAUGGCCCGGACCUGCCGCGAGUCUCAGUUUUAUUACUACGGCAUCAAAUUCGCGCUCUCCGCCUACGCCACGCUCUUCUCGCUGCUGGGGCUGCUGCUCCUGGCCGUGGGGAUCUACGCCGAGGCGGAGCGGCAGCGGCACCGCACGCUGGAGGGGAUUUUCCUGGCGCCGGCCGUGCUGCUGCUCCUGCUGGGAUCCUGCGUCUUCCUGGUGUCCUUCGUGGGCAUGGUCGGCAGCCUCCGCGACAACCGCGCCCUGCUCCGCACGAUGUCCCCAUCGGGGUCGGAUCCGGGACCAUCCGGAUCCUUCUUCCAUCUCCUCCUUCCAGUUCUUCUGGGUGCUGCUGCUGAUCUUCCUGACGGAGCUGCUGCUGAUCCUCGUGGAGAUCAUCUUCGAGAGCAAGAUGAACGAGGUUUUCCACUCCAACCUCCAGGAGGGAAUCCGGCACUACUACGACGACCUGGACUUCAAAAAUAUCCUGGAUUUUGUGCAGGAAAAGUUUUCCUGCUGUGGAGGGGACGAGUUCCGGGACUGGGAGGUGAACCAGUACCACCGGUGCAACGGCAGCGGGGCCCUGGCCUGCGGGGUGCCCCACUCCUGCUGCGUGCGAGGGGCUCCCGGCGGAGUGGUGAACACCCUGUGCGGGUACCGCGCCCUGGACAAGGAGCGCCUGGAGCUGCUGGGCACCAUCCACGUCCGGGGCUGCAUCCACGCCGUGGGGCUCUGGCUCAAGGACAACUUCCAGGCCACCCUGGCCAUCGUCUGCUCCCUGCUGCUGCCUCAGCCUCAGCCCUGCCCUGUUCCCGCUCUCCCCCUCGGCGGCUCCUCCGAGCUCGGCGCUGCCGUAACCGCGCGGAGCCGAUAUUGGAUCCAUCCAUAACUCCUGACAGCUCCGCGGAGCUGGGACGGCAGCGGGGCCGUGACUCAGCGGCAGCGCCGGCGAGGGGGUUUGGGAUCAUGGCUGAGGGGCUUGGUGGCUUUAUUCCCCUUGAUUCCCCAUUUUCCAUAGGAUUCGGGAUCUUGGAUGGCUCUGUUCCCCUUGAUUCCCCAUUUUCUGUGGGAUUUGGGAUCUUGGAUGGGUUUAUUCCCUUUGAUUCGCCAUUUUCCAUAGGAUUCGGGAUCUUGGAUGGGUUUAUUCCCCUUGAUUCCCCAUUUUCUGUGGGAUUUGGGAUCUUGGAUGGUUUUAUUCCCUUUGAUUCCCCAUUUUCCAUAGGAUUUGGGAUCUUGCAUGGCUUCAUUCCCUUUUAUUCCCCAUUUUCUCUGGGAUUUGGGAUCCCCAUUGAGGGGGUUUAUUCCCUUCCACAAUUCCCAGUUUUUUCUGGGAUUUGGGAUCCUGACUGAAGCCUUUGGAUGAUUUUAUUCCCUUCCAAAAUUCCCCAUUUUCUCUGGGAUUUGGGAUCUUGGAUGGCUUUAUUCCCUUUUAUUCCCCAUUUUCUCUGGGAUUUGGGAUCCCCAUUGAGGGGUUUGGAUGGUUUUGUUCCCUUCCACAAUUCCCAUUUUUUCUGGGAUUCCUCAGCAGGAGGAGCAGGAGCCAUCCCUGCCCCAGACCCAGCUCUGCUUCCAUGGAAUGCACACACAAAUCCUUCUGCAAGGCAAAAAUGACAAAUUUGCCCCAAAUCCCACAUUUCAACGGGCUUUUCCAGCUCCAGGGGAUCGGGAUUGGGAUUUGAAUGGGGACUGAUGAUAGUUCAGUAAUGGGAACGAGGCUGCACUCGACAUCCGUGGAAAUGGGAUUGCAAACCCAAAUUCCCAAGGAUGUGCUCUGGGUGGGGAUCAGCACCAUCCCGUUAUUAUCCCAUUAUUAUCCCAUUAUUAUCCCAAUAUUAAUUAUCCCAUUAUUAUCCUGUAAUCCCAGCAGUGUCCCCGGCUCUCCCAGCAGUUCCUGGAAUUCCAGAGCCCUUCCCAAAAAUCGCAGCCAGGAUGAGGCAGCCUCGUCCCAGGCUGUAGGAUAACAGGAAAUUCCCGGAGAUUCCCAGAUUUUUCCCUUUUUCCAAGCCUGAAUUCCCGGAGCUGGGAAAGCCCUGGGAGCCUGCAGCACCCCCAGGAUUGGGAUCGACCCCAUUCCCAGGGAUUGGAACCACCUGGGAGGGACUGGGAAAGUGGGAAUGGGGCAGGAGCCAGCUGAGGGUGGGCAGUACUGGGAGAACAUUCCAGGGAUGGGAUUUCCUGCUUUUUCUGGGUUUGGGAUCCAUGGAAAUCCCCUUGGGAUCCACUUCCAGGUGGAUUUGGGAAGGAAAGAUCGACACUGAGCCAUUUUGUGGGUUCUGUACAACCCAUCCUGGAUUCCAUGUGCAGGUUUGGACGGGAUUUGGGGGAGAAAGAUUGGAAUGUUCCUGGGAGCUCCAGGUCCAGGAUGGACUGGGAAUUGUCCUUGUCCCCUUUUGGGAUACCCUGUCCUCUUUGGGGUGUCCCUGAUGCCUUUGGGAUGUCCCUGAACCCUUUGGGGUCUCUCUGACCCUUUUGGGGUGUUCCUGUUCCCUUUUAGGAUAUCCCUGACCCCUUUUAGGAUAUCCCUGACCCCUUUUGGGGUCUCCCUGACCUGUUUUGGGGUCUCCCUGACCCUUUUGGGGUGUCCCUGACCCUUUUAGGAUGUCCCUGACCCUUUUAAGGUGUCCCUGUCCCCCUUUGGGAUAUCCUGUCCCCUUUGGGAUGUUCCAGACCUUUUUAGGAUAUCCCUGACCAUUUUAGGGUCUGUCUGAUCCUUUUGGGGUCUUCCUGACCCUUUCAGGAUGUCCCUGAUCCUUUUAGGAUCUCUCUGACCCUCUUGGGGUGUCCCUGACCCUUUCAGGAUGUCCCUGAUCCUUUUAGGGUCUCUCUGACCCCUUUGGGGUGUCCCUGAGCCUUUUAGGAUAUCCCUGAGCCUUUUAGGCUCUUCCUGACCCUUUUAGGAUGUCCCUGACCCUUUGACCCUUUUAGGAUGUCCCUGACCCUUUUGGGUGUCCCUGACCCUUUGACCCUUUUAGGAUGUCCCUGACCCUUUCAGGAUGUUCCAGACCCUUUUAGGAUAUCCCUGAUCCUUUUAGGGUCUUCCUGACCCUUUUAGGAUAUCCCUGACCCUUUUGGGAUGUCCCUGACCCUUUUAGGGUCUCUCUGAUCCCUUUGGGGUGUCCCUCCCCAGGUGCUGGGGCUGGCCAUGGCCUGGCUGCACUGGCAGCAGCUGGACGAGCUCCGUUCCCGCUGGGAUUCCGUGGAUUCGCGGCCGGUCCCGGGCGCGGCCCCGCUGGAUCU